GAAUGAAGUGUCCUCUUGAUGAAUGAAGUGUGCUCUUGAUGAAUGAAGUGUGCUCUUGAUGAAUGAAGUGUCCUCUUGAUGAAGUGUCCUCUUGAUGAAUGAAGUGUGCUCUUGAUGAAUGAAGUGUCCUCUUGAUGAAUGAAGUGUCCUCUUGAUGAAGUGUGCUCUUGAUGAAGUGUCCUCUUGAUGAACUCUUUAUAUUCCUCAGGCUCUGUGGAUGGAAGUGUGGAGCUCUGCGAUGGGACCGGAGAGAGUGUUGCCGAACUCUGAGGACGACCUGGGGGGAGACGAGAGACCUGGAGCCCUGCUGCCAGUGUGGGGGGGGGAGGGAGGGGGGGAGAUAGAGGGGGAGGAGGAGGAGGAGGAAGAGGAGAACAACAAUGAUGGAGGAGAGUAUUAUUACCAGCCUCUGAACCAGGAGCCUGAGGGACACUCUCUCCCCCCCGAGCAGCCGGGGGAGGAUGGGGAGGGGGAGGAGGGGGAGGAGGAGGGAGACGCACCCCCCUUAACAGAGCAGCUGCAGCAGGUGCAGCACAGGAUACAGGACAUGGGUCUGCACCUCCCUAGCCCUCCCUCAGAGAGUGAGGAUGACGAGGAGGAGGGGGCGUCGGCCCUGAGGAGCCGAGCUUCCAUCCCCAUGGACGAAGACCACGUGGAGCUGGUGAAGCGCACCAUGGCCUCCGUGGCUCUGCCGGCUCUCGUGGUUCCUCCGUGGGCCAAAGAGAUCUCAGAGGACCAGUGGAAGGACAUGGUGGAGAACACUCUGCAGAGCCAUCAGAGAAACACCCUGACGCAGCUCAGCGGGCCCUGAACGCACCGCAGCGGGCCCUGAACGCACCACCACCACAGAAACAACCUUUACUGACCCUGAACGCACUACCAGGACGUCCACCUCUUCUGACCCUGAACGCACCACCAGGACGUCCACCUCUUCUGACCCUGAACGCACCACCAGGACGUUCACCUCUUCUGACCCUGAACGCACCACGACUACUUCAGGGAAUAACAGCACGAGGAGGGAAGCUGAAUGUUUUAGAUUUUUAACUUUAACGCCAAGUCAUGCAUAUGUAUUUCUCCAUCUGAUCGUCUCUAGAGUAAAGUGCUUCAUCUGAUCAUCUCUAGAGUAAAGAGGUCCAUCUGAUCGUCUGUAGAGUAAAGAGGUCCAUCUGAUCAUCUCUAGAGUAAAGAGGUCCAUCUGAUCAUCUCUAGAGUAAAGAGGUCCAUCUGAUCAUCUCUAGAGUAAAGAGGUCCAUCUGAUCGUCUCUAGAGUAAAGAGGUCCAUCUGAUCGUCUCUAGAGUAAAGAGGUCCAUCUGAUCGUCUCUAGAGUAAAGUGCUCCAUCUGAUCGUCUCUAGAGUAAAGUGCUCCAUCUGAUCAUCUCUAGAGUAAAGAGGUCCAUCUGAUCGUCUCUAGAGUAAAGUGCUUCAUCUGAUCAUCUCUAGAGUAAAGAGCUCCAUCUGAUCGUCUCUAGAGUAAAGUGCUCCAUCUGAUCAUCUCUAGAGUAAAGAGGUCCAUCUGAUCGUCUCUAGAGUAAAGUGCUCCAUCUGAUCAUCUCUAGAGUAAAGUGCUCCAUCUGAUCAUCUCUAGAGUAAAGUGCUCCAUCUGAUCAUCUCUAGAGUAAAGUGCUCCAUCUGAUCAUCUCUAGAGUAAAGUGCUUCAGGGACGGAGAGCAAUGCUUUUAAUCUGCAUUUUGUACAAACUCUGAAACUUAAAGACGCUCAAACCUUUGUUCAUCUUUCCUGCAGAAUAAAGUGUUUGAGUUAAGAUGUCAUUUUAAAGAUUAAAA
Trematomus bernacchii (emerald rockcod) is the source of this 1785-nucleotide messenger RNA. It is a transcript of the gene mea1, whose product is annotated as male-enhanced antigen 1. Gene Ontology annotation, biological process: spermatogenesis. Lineage: Eukaryota; Metazoa; Chordata; Actinopteri; Perciformes; Nototheniidae. The record is from RefSeq and is a predicted model, not a curated record.